Molecule: messenger RNA, 2773 nt
Organism: Artibeus jamaicensis (Jamaican fruit-eating bat)
Lineage: Eukaryota; Metazoa; Chordata; Mammalia; Chiroptera; Phyllostomidae
Gene: DENND1C
Product: DENN domain containing 1C
Exons: 23
Coding region: 314-2773 (819 amino acids)
Biological process (GO): endocytic recycling; endocytosis
Cellular component (GO): intracellular membrane-bounded organelle; cytosol
Molecular function (GO): guanyl-nucleotide exchange factor activity; phosphatidylinositol phosphate binding
Source: RefSeq, a predicted model, not a curated record
AAUCCUGGGCUGCGCAAAGAGGGGAAGGCUUGGGUGUGACAGCAGGGACCAGGCCUGGCCUGGCCUGGCCUGGCAAGAUGGGACUGGAGUCCUGCCUCUGAGCCACCCAUUGCCACCCAUACUGGGGAAGGAGACAGGAUGCCUGGUUUUCUCACAGUAGGUGGGGGCAGGGGCCUCCCUCCGGGGACGUCACCCAUUAAACUUCCUCUCUCAGCCACACAGGAAGCUGAGCCUCCUCAGGGCCCAGCCCUGAGCAAGCAUAGGCCCCAGGACCCCUGGGGAAAGGGCCUCACUGACCAGCCCUGCAGGGACCAUGGAAUCCAGAGCUGAAGGGGGUCCUCCUGCCAUGUUUGAUUGGUUCUUCGAAGCAGCCUGCCCUUCCUCUCUACAGGAGGAUCCCCCCAUCCUGCGGCAGUUCCCCCCAGACUUCAGGGACCAGGAAGCUAUGCAGAUGGUGCCUAAAUUCUGCUUCCCUUUUGAUGUGGAAAGGGAACCUCCCAGACAUGCAGUACAGCAUUUCACCUUCGCCCUCACAGACCUGACCGGCACCCGUAGAUUUGGUUUCUGCCGUCUACGGGCUGGUGCCCACAGUUGUCUUUGCAUCCUCAGCCACCUGCCCUGGUUUGAGGUGUUUUACAAGCUGCUGAACACAGUAGGGGAUCUCCUGGCCCAGGACCAAGUCUCAGAGGUCGAGGAACUUCUAAGUCGGCUGCAGCAGACCCUGCCAGAGACCCAGACCUCCGUGGAGCUGGGCAGUGGAGUGAUGGUCUCCAGUACGCCCAGCAUCCUGCCCGCUGCCCCCGAGGACAUUAGGCCGCUUUCCUGCUUCGUCGCCCCUGACUCCGGCCGCCUGCCAUCCAUUCCUGAGAACAGGAACCUAACAGAGCUGGUGGUGGCAGUGACCGACGAGAACAUCGUGGGGCUGUUCGCGGCGCUCCUGGCGGAGCGAAGAGUCCUGCUCUCCGCCAGCAAGCUGAGCACCCUGACCUCAUGCGUCCACGCGUCCUGCGCCCUGCUGUACCCUAUGCGAUGGGAGCAUGUGCUGAUCCCCACGCUGCCACCGCACCUGCUGGACUACUGCUGUGCUCCCAUGCCCUACCUCAUCGGAGUCCACUCCAGUCUCACCGAGAGAGUGCUGGAGAAAGGCCUGGAGGACGUCGUGAUGAUCGACGUGGACGCCAAUAUCUUAGAGACGCCCUUCGACGACGUGCAGGCGCUGCCCCCAGACGUGGUGUCCCUGCUGAGGCUGCGGCUCAGGAAGGUCGCGCUGGCCCCGGGAGAAGGGGUGUCCCGUCUUUUCCUCAAAGCCCAGGCGCUGCUCUUUGGGGGGUACCGCGACGCCCUGGUCUGCAGCCCGGGUGAGCCUGUGACCUUCAGCGAAGAAGCAUUCUUAGCCCAGAAGCCUGGAUCCGCCCUGCAAGACUUCCACCAGCGGGCUGUGCACCUGCAGCUGUUCAAACAGUUCAUUGAAGGCCGGCUGCAGAAGCUUAACACAGGAGAGGGCUUCUCAGAUCUCUUUGAGCAGGAGAUUACCUGCAGCGGGGCCUCCUCAGGCACCCUUCGCUCCUACCAGCUCUGGGCAGACAACCUAAAGAAAGGUGGUGGUGCCCUCCUGCAUUCCGUCAAGGCCAAGACCCAACCGGCCGUCAGAAACAUGUACCGCUCGGCCAAGAGUGGCUUGAAGGGAGUGCAGAGCCUCCUGAUGUACAAGGAUAAGGAUUCGGGCCUGCAGAGGGGAGGCUCCAUGAGGGCUUUGUCCCUCACCAGCCGCUCAGAUCACCUGCAGCAGCGCCUGCCAAUAACCCACCACUUUGGACAGUCCCCUGACUCUGUAGCUCCUGGGGCCCCACCCCUCCAAACCUAUCCUUCGCAGAACCGGCCCCUUCGCCCCAGCAGGAAACUCAGGCUAGAAGAGAGAUCUUCUGAGUCCCUGCAGGAAAGGACACCCCCACUGAGCCCUGAGAAUGCCCAGGAUUCAUGGGCAGAGGAAGCUCUGGACAGCAGCUUCCUGGGGUCUGGGGAAGAACUGGAUCUGUUGGGUGAGAUUCUGGACAGUCUGAGCAUGGGACCCACCAGGGCGAGCAGCCUGCGGCCCAGCCACAGCCUAGACUGCUGCCACAGAGGGGACCUGGACAGCUGCCUCAGCCUGCCCAAUUUACCAGAAAGACCAAGAUGGCAGCUAGAUGAGGAGGACACCUCAUGUGAGCACCAGCCCCAGUCCCUGCCUGCCCGCCUGCCCUCUCCGCAACCCCCCCAACCUCUGGAUACCACGAGCUCCUCGGAGAACCUCGCUCCCCAGCCCCUCUCAGAGGCCAGCCAAGAAAUCACUUCUUCAUCCAGGUCUUUAACAGCUUCUGCAGACUCAAGCAGCAGAGAGGACUUCAAGCCCUCCCUCACAGAACCUCCUCAUCAAAUCCUACACCUCUCCACUCUCUGCAAGGCAGCUGGAGAGCCCAGAGCUGAGGAGAGCCCCCGCUCCCAGCUCCACACAGCACCCACCCAGCCCAGCCCUCCAGAGAGCCCCCAACCUCUGGUCCCCACCAAGCACAGCUCAGAUAUCACCUGGAUCUCUCAACCCCUUGACUCUUCCUCCGAUCCCAGUUCCCCAGAAAACCCCAGAGCCCAGCUUUCCGAGGGCCUGCGAACAGAGUGUUCUCACCUUCAGCCCCCCGAGGAGCCAGGAGCUCCCAGACCCCCUGCCAGCAACUGUCAGGAGCCCCAGGCCAGAAGUGGGCCCAGAGUUUCUGAGCUUAAAAAGUGUUUUGAAGGUUAA